This is a messenger RNA of Sarcophilus harrisii (Tasmanian devil), 3815 nucleotides long. It is a transcript of the gene ZBTB40, whose product is annotated as zinc finger and BTB domain containing 40. Gene Ontology annotation, cellular component: nucleus. Gene Ontology annotation, biological process: regulation of transcription by RNA polymerase II. Gene Ontology annotation, molecular function: DNA-binding transcription factor activity, RNA polymerase II-specific; RNA polymerase II cis-regulatory region sequence-specific DNA binding; protein binding. The record is from RefSeq and is a predicted model, not a curated record. Lineage: Eukaryota; Metazoa; Chordata; Mammalia; Dasyuromorphia; Dasyuridae.
CACUCCCUCCCCCUUCCCUGCCAGGUUCUUCCUAUGAGUGGGCACAAAGCCCACAGGGGGUGGGGCUGGGACUUUUAAAAGCACGUCCCAGCCCCGCCACCUUCACUCGGCCCUCCCCGGCGCCGCUCCCCCGGCACGUGACGCUGGAAGUCGCCGACUCCGGCUCGGCCCCCGCCUCCCUCGCCCUGCUUGCGUCCCCUCGCGAGCCUCAAGAUGGCGUCGCUCAGGCGGCUCGGGCGCUGUUGAAUGGAGAAAGCUUUAUUGUUCCCCGAGCCGCCGCCACCAGCCCCAUCACCUCCCGAAGCCCGAGUGUUCGCGUGUCCUCCGAGCCGCUGUCAAUAAAGAACAGACAGUUUGAAUCGGCGGCGCCGAGCAGCUGGUCUUGAUCAUCAAAAAGGCAUUUUGGCAAGAAGGCUAAACAGUGCUCUACUUGCCCCCAGCUGGAGCAAUGGAACUUCCCAACUAUAGUCGCCAGUUGCUGCAACAACUGUAUACACUCUGCAAGGAAAGACAGUUCUGUGACUGCACCAUUUCUAUUGGGACAGUUUAUUUCAGGGCCCAUAAACUGGUCUUGGCUGCUGCCAGCCUCCUCUUUAAAACAUUACUGGAUAAUACAGAUACAAUCUCUAUUGAUGCGUCUGUUGUGAGUCCAGAUGAGUUUGCUCUCCUGUUAGAAAUGAUGUACACUGGCAAGCUCCCUGUGGGCAAACACAACUUCUCCAAAAUUAUCUCCUUAGCUGACAGUCUGCAGAUGUUUGACGUGGCAGUUAGCUGUAAGAAUCUGCUCACCAGCCUUGUAGGCUGCUCUGGUCCAAGUCAAGUACUAAGAGAUUCUUCCCCUCAGACAGUGGAGCCAUGCAAAAAUGAUGCCGAUUCUGAUCGACGGCUGCUCGGGAAUCCUUCCCCAAAGAAUGUGAUUGUGUCUUCCCAUUCUGCAGAGGUUCUACCUCCUCCUGUGGCUCUGAAGGCCGACACUGUGGUGGUGGUUAGUGCAAUGACACAAGAAGCUGAGGAGGUGAAUCCUGCCAUGGAGCAGCAGGAGGUUGAUACGACUUCUGCUGCUGCCCAGGAAGAGACUCUGGAGAUUGAAAUGAAGGGAGCAGCUUCACCAGGGGAGACUUCCACCAUUUCCCAAAUGCCUUCUCUUUCUCCUGGGAAAGAAGCAAUAAAUGAAGAGGUAGAGGAAGAGAAGGCGGCAAGAGCAGCAUGUAUAUCUCAGAAAGUGACAGAGACCACCACAGAGCCAGAGCAUGAGAGGAGAAUGUAUAAGUUGGAUUUUCUUCUGCAAAAUGAAAGUAUCUUCUCUGAAGUGCUCUGUGUUGCCCAGGAUGUACUGAAAAGACUAGAUGAAUGUAGAAACAUUAAAAGUCCCCAUAAGGAGGCUAUCUUGGAGUGUCUUGAAGCUAAAGAAGGAAUCUCAGCAUUUAAAAGAAUGCUCAGUAAAGUAAGCAACAAUGAAUGCCUCGAUGUUGAGACUGUGGUGUCUUUGUUGGAGCUAUUCCAGGACACACAUCCUGAAAUAAAAGCGGCACUACAAAAGCAAGAUCCAGAAGAUGGAGAAAACAUGCAGCUAAAAAGGAGCACAGAGGAGGGAAAGACCUUGUCCAUCCUGUUACUGGAACACAAAGAAGACCUGAUCCAGAGCAUAACCCAGAUGAGACCUAUUAGGGAAUUUCUAGAGACGGCCCCUGGGGAGCUCCUGACCAAUGUGGAAAAAGAGGUGAUUUUGAAUUGCUGUGAGGGCGGAACACCCAAGGAGACAAUGGAAAAUUUGUUGCACAGAGUGACUGAAGAGAAAACAUUGACUGCUGAGAGUUUGGUUAAACUCCUUCAGGCUGUGAAGAUCACAUUUCCCAACUUGGACCUUCUGCUGAAAGAUUUACAGAAACAAGCAAGUGUGUCAAGCACCACAGUCCAACCGAGCCCUGAUGAUUAUGGGACUGAGCUCUUGAGACGGUACCAUGAAAACCUCUCUGAAAUUUUCACUGAUGAUGAGAUGAUACUAAAGGUAAUCUCAUCUGCAAGCAAUUUAACUUCUGGAGAAAGAGAGGCCCUGGAACAGCUUGUGAAAGGCGACGGUGGACGAGGCGGCUUCGGCUCCCUGGUUUCCGCGGUGCUGGAAGGACAGCCCCUGUUAGGGAGGGCCAUUUGGAAGGUGCUGCUGGGGGCCCAGUCAGCGGAGCCAUGCCCUUUGAACCUGCUCAUGGAGGAGAUGCACAAAGAGCCUGGCGCCGACUAUUUCUUCCAAGCAGUGGCCACCCCAGAAAAUGCUACUAUAGAAAUCAUCUUGAGACAUGGCAAGCUAAUCACUGAGGCCAUUCAGCCGAGAGCUGAGCUAAAGUGCCUCACUCCAGGAGAGGAGAAACUGGCGGAGGCUGUGAAGGAGAUUCUGAGUGCUUCCUGUGAGCCAGCCAGCCCUGAAGCCUCCCUGAAAGCAGCUCUCAGCAGAGUGCAGGAAAAGUCACUCCCCACCAUGGAGAUCUGCCGCCUUCUCUGCACCAUUCAUGAGAUCUUUCCAGGCCUGCAGGCGGUCCUGCAAGAGCUGGGGAACCUGGGUCUCCUUACUAAGGACAAGGAGCAGGGCUCUCCCCAGCGGUGGAAAGUGCUGGAGGGGAAAGGAGAAGCCUCCGGGGCUCCCGAUGAGCCUGUGGAAGGGAGCGAUAAGGAGAAGGGGGCAGCCCUGGUGGAGGAGCUGGAGAGCAGCGCCGCCCCCUCCCCUAAGAAGAGCUUCGUCUGCACAGCCUGCGACAAGAGCUUCCAUUUCUACUGCCGCCUUAAGGUGCACGUGAAACGCUGCCGCGCAGCCCAGGGAAAGCAAGUGCCCUGCAAAGAAUGUGGCGAGACAAAGGCCUCCAAGAAGGAGCUGGAGAAACACCUGCAGGAAGCUCAUGGUGGGGCGGGGGCGCCAGGCACCCCAAAGAAGAAGAAGAGGAGGCUCCCCGUGACCUGUGACAUCUGCGGGAGGGAGUUUGCUCAUGCCUCUGGGAUGCAGUACCACAAGCUGACGGAACAUUUCGAUGAGAAACCUUUUUCAUGUGAAGAAUGUGGGGCUAAGUUUGCGGCCAAUUCGACCCUGAAGAACCAUCUCCGGCUUCACACCGGGGACCGCCCUUUCAUGUGCAAGCACUGCCUUAUGACGUUCACACAGGCGUCUGCUCUGGCCUAUCACACCAAGAAGAAGCAUGCUGAAGGGAAGAUGUACGCUUGUCAGUACUGCGAUGCUGUGUUUGCCCAGUCAAUCGAGCUGUCCCGGCACGUACGCACUCACACUGGAGACAAGCCGUACGUUUGCCGCGAAUGUGGCAAAGGCUUCCGACAGGCCAAUGGCCUCUCCAUCCACCUGCGGACUUUUCACAAUAUAGAUGAUCCCUAUGACUGCAAGAAGUGUAGGAUGAGUUUUCCCACUCUGCAAGAUCAUCGGAAUCAUAUCCAUGAAGUCCAUUCAAAGGAGUACCAUCCCUGCCCUACCUGUGGGAAAAUCCACGCCGCCCCUGUGGAGAACAUGGUGACCCAUGCCCGAGGUUCAGUCGGCAUCUGUGACAAGGCCUAUCAGGUGAGGGCACCUUCUCCUGGCUGCUGGACUUGGCGUGGGUCCAUGUUCAUCCUUCUGGAGUCUGAUGCUUGUAUCAUCCUAUUCAGCUGUGGGCAGGUGAUGGAUCAUUUAGAGCUACCCAGCUACUUCUAGAAGCCCAGGACAGGGGAAGCUAGACUUAACAGGAGCAAAAAAUGUGUCAUUCUGCUCCUCCCAUCUCUGAGAAUUCAGCCAAGCUUUCUUGUUAUGAAAUCACAAUGAGAAACCUGCUUUCUUCCUUGAA